Dentiscutata heterogama is the source of this 170-nucleotide messenger RNA. NCBI's taxonomy places the organism in Eukaryota, Fungi, Glomeromycota, Glomeromycetes, Diversisporales, Gigasporaceae. The record is from the annotation of a GenBank genome assembly.
CGAUAUCUUAUUGCCAGAAAGAUGGAAUCUAUAGAAGGAUUCAGUUAUCAUAUGGCGGUUAAAGAAUAUUGGCAUACAAAUUGUACUGGAAAUAGACAUUGUGAUAUAUGUUUCAAAGAGUAUAUGGAGCUUAAACAAAAACCAGAAGUAGAAAGUGAUAUUUACACAAG